AUGGCUAACAGGGAAUAUGAUUAUUUGUUCAAAUUAGUUAUAAUAGGCAACAGUGGAGUCGGAAAGUCUGCUCUUUUAUUACGAUUCGCAGAUGAUACUUUUAGUGAAAACUACAUCACAACCAUUGGAGUUGAUUUUAGAUUCAAAACAUUAAAAGUAGAUAAUAAAGGUUUGAAAUUGCAAAUCUGGGAUACUGCUGGAUAAGAGAGAUUUAGAACAAUUACUAAUGCUUAUUAUAAAGGAGCUGAUGCAAUUGUUAUUGUCUAUGACACAACAUGUUAGCAGUCCUUUGAUGACAUUGAAAAGUUUUGGUUGAAUGAAAUCGAGAGUUAUGCAGAAAAAAAUGCAGAACUCUUGUUGUUGGGAAACAAAUCAGAUCUAAGCACAAAAUAGGUUUCAAGUGAGAGAGUUCAAGAAUAUGCUCAAAAAAGAAAUAUGACAUUCUUUGAAACAAGUGCCAAGACUGCCGAUGGAGUAGAAGAAGCCUUCAAAAAUAUAGCUAUCAAAUUAAUGUCUAAAAGAGAUUAACAAGUUUAAGAUAAAAAAAAUAAAAAAAAAUAAUAAAGAUAAUCAUCAUCGUCAUCAAAAAGAACAGAAGACUUUUCAAACUCUAGUGAAAUCAAACAAGAAGACGAAUCAAAAAAUGUUAACUUGUGGUCAAAUAAGAGCCCAGAAAAUGCCAAGUAAGAAUAGUAAUGCUAAUGUUGA
Molecule: messenger RNA, 708 nt
Organism: Paramecium tetraurelia
Lineage: Eukaryota; Ciliophora; Oligohymenophorea; Peniculida; Parameciidae
Exons: 3
Biological process (GO): protein secretion; regulation of exocytosis
Molecular function (GO): GTP binding; GTPase activity
Source: RefSeq, a predicted model, not a curated record